UGAGAGAAGGAAUGAAAACCUCAGGGGGGUGAGAGAGUGGCAGAGACAGAGAGCACCCAGGCUGUGAGCCAUGACUUCUCUCGAGCUCUUGCUGUUGUUGAACACCGCAGUAUUAUCAGGGAUGUGUUUGCAGUAUGAGCUGGUACUGAGUAAUGAUGGGCCCAUCACCACUGGUGCCCAAGGGACAGUGGAGGCCAGGCUGGUGCCCAAGCCUGGGAGCAAGCAGGAGCAGCUGGAAUCACAACAUUACUCCUUCCACUGGAACGUGGAGAACCCCCUUGCCAUUGUACAGAGUUCAGAGCAGGAACUCAUCUCAUCCAUCACGGUCCAUAGCCUGGCCCCGAAGCUGUACGCUGUCAGUGCUUGGGUGACCCGAAGGGGCUGUUCAUGGUGUCCCCAGCUCGCUCACGGCUCCACUGAACUCCUGGUGACAGACUUUGUGGUGGGAACUCUAUCACUGAAGCAGCCAAAUAGCAGUACCACUUUCUCAAGAAAGGGCUAUGAACUGGCCACCAAGACCCCAACACAGAUCUCAUUCAUCCUCUACGAUCCAAGCGAUUACUUUGACACUGCUACAUUUCGUUACUUCUGGUACUUUGGUGACGGAGAGCGAAUGGUCACAAAUAAAUCUUACACACUUCACAUCUAUCCAACACCAGGGACUUACCAGCUGCAUGUUGAUGUCCUCGCAAACCUCAAUGACUCUCAACAAAGGACUGGAAUUUAUGGUGCUUCACUGAACCUUCAAGAUAAAAUCAAAAACAUUGAAGUCAAGAGUCUCGAUGACAUCCAUGCAGACCACAGAAAGACCUUUUACAUAUAUGUUAAUGGCAGUCCUCCACUCAAGAUCUGUUGGCUUGUUUCUCGGAGCUGCGUCUCAGUCAUUGAUCACUCGUGUGAUCUCAUGGAGCUGCCCAGCUCAACCGUCUCCAAUGUGAGCUACGCCUUCAGGGAUCUGGGACCAUACACCUUCAACGUGAGGGCUGAGAACAGUGUGAGCAGCCUGCAGGCAUGCUAUAAAAUAACGACCUGGAAAAGCGGCCAUGCUGUCCCUAGAGAGGAUCAGAGCGGGGAUGACAGUCACAUGGAGCUGAGUGUGAUGUAG
Molecule: messenger RNA, 1105 nt
Organism: Chiloscyllium plagiosum (whitespotted bambooshark)
Lineage: Eukaryota; Metazoa; Chordata; Chondrichthyes; Orectolobiformes; Hemiscylliidae
Source: RefSeq, a predicted model, not a curated record